AUGGCUCAAUCAGCAAACGAUGACCAAAAUCUUGCCGGCCCAUCUACUCCUCCUGCCGCCCAGCCUCCUGUCAACAAAGGACAACAAGCUUGGCGUAGACCAGCUGCCAUUGCAUUAGGUUCCUUGGGUAUUUGGCCUGCUCGCACAGAGUCCAAGUACAUUUAUUUUUCCAUUGGCAUUCCUUUGGGAGCCGAUAAUGACGAUCUGGGAUACGGGCAAGUCCAUUGCUAUAAGCGAGAAACGUUCCGAAGAGAGCCAACACCCGUCUUGGAACUAAGAGUGAGAUUUCCCAUUGGAAGAUUCACCGGAAAUCCCCUCGACGAAAUGCCUGAGAGACUUCAGGGUCAAUUUCCCAACGACGACUUUCGUGCACUCGAGAUCUCGUUACACGAUGGAGUCUUUGUGGAAGUUGAUGGCUUUGGACUCCCGUUUCAUAACCCGGGACAUGAUGCCGACGACUGGAUCAACAAAGGCUCAGUGGUUGCCGACUCCAUGACCUUUGUUGACAUUCUGCGACAGCGAAAAUGGCACAUCAUUAUCAAGCAGCCAUAUAAAUACUUUGGGCGGCUGUGGGAGGAGACUAUGGUGCCCGCCCCUUUCACUUUCCGCUACGGCAAUGAGCACUGGUUUGACCUCGCUCGCUAUGAGACCCAGUUCAAGGACGCAGCAGUCCAAGGUCCUCAGUUCCUUCUGAGCGUCAAUUUUCCAGACGUUUCUUCUAUGCAGGCUGUUGUCACACAGUCAGCCGUCCAACACCAUCUAAUGAUCGCUAUAGAGGUGGCAAAGAUAUUCGCCAAGAAGCUCCCGGUUUUCUUCAUCCCAUCUCGGCAGAAUUUAUAUUUUGCCAUCGUUUUAAUGGAGGGACCGUACUGCCAAACCACCGAGAAGAUAUGGAGUGAGAUAACCAAGCAAAGCUUCUUUAGACUCGCAUUGCAUGAGGACAAGUCGCCUAUGGACACUCCCAAUCUGACGGAGCACAAGCAAUGGCACAAACAGGCAGCGUUUAUCUGUGACGCUAGAAUUGUGGACAAGACAGAGGCCAAGUUCAUACCUGAGCUCAAGGACUAUCCGUUGACGAGUUUGGACCUCGUUCUUCUCGUUCAACGGCCCGAAGAUUUCAAGGUCUCAAAAGGCGUCCAAAAGUCAAUUGGGGAUGGACUGGCAUGGCUGAGAAUAAAGACUUUCCCGACAGAUCUUGAGUCUUGGAACACGGUCUCUCUUCUCUUUGAUCCCCAGCUGGACGAUCUAGAACGCAAGAUCAAGGCCGUUACCCAAUAUUCUUUGUCGCCUGUCACUUUGUUGCCUGAGAAUGGUCCCAAGAUGAUUACGCAUACAGUCUUUCAGCUUGGAAGAGGAUUCCUAAACAGGUUGAAUAGGGCAGGCACAUGGGAUCUUCCGAUGAUUAAUAUCCUUGAUUUGGAUAGCAGGCUGCUUGACUGCCUCAUGGAAGAGAUUUUAGAAGAGGACCGUGGCCGUUUUCGGCAUUAUAUGGGCCACUUGUCUGUCGGGGCUCCUGGAUCUGGCAAGACUACCACUCUCGGCGUCGCGACAUUGGGCAUGGCUCAUACUUUAGGAAAAGUCUUCGUUUCGGCUCCUACUCUUGCUACGGUCGACAGCUUUUCCAGGCGACUCGAUAUCCUGGACCGGAGGGUUGUUGCGCGUCACAAUAAGAGUUUGACGAAAAAUGGCUCUCAUAUGCCCAUUCGCCGAAAGCUUGUCGUCAGAGGCCUCUCUAUGAAGGAUGAGAUUGAGGCUCUUCACAGCCUCCUCCAGCGAUCCGCAGACAAUGGUGAAGCUUCCGAGGCAGCUUUCCAGGACAUGACCAACGGGCUAUCUUAUCUAUCAGCGGCCUAUUGGCUGUUGAAGGUGCUUGGAUCUCCUGCUGUACCGUCAUGCCGAGGACAGCAAACUGUCGGCGCUUGCGUUUUACAAGGCCAAUUCAUGGCCAGUCUAUCGUUUGCACAACCAAGUCCGCCUGAAAGUGACUGCGAGCGAUGGGAGGAAGCUCACCGCAAUGGCGUCAAGCUAGAAGCUUUCCUCAAGCAGCGCUUCCCCAAUCUCCCAUCCCCGGCCGAGAAUACAAUGGAGCCCGUCUUUGUGCAUUGCACAAAUAGCCAGUCUAAUUGCGACUCCGCCACUGGCUCCAUGUCAAAUCUUGGACAGUGUGAGGUCGCUCUGCAGCUGUUGGUUGACCUUGUCAACGACGCCAAGAUCGACCCAGCCCAACUUGGUGUCAUUACCCCCUACAAGGCCAAUGUCGGCAUCAUGGAGAGAUGGAUUCAAGAGAAGCCAGAGUUUUCUGUGCUACGAUGUGUGGCGCCCGCGACAGCUGAGUCUUACCAAGGCCGAGAGGCAGAUAUUGUGUGUGUUGUGAUGGGCACCACCAGGUACUCCGGACCGGGCCUCACUCGUGAUGAAGACUGUCUCAAGUCCAUGUUAUCGCGGCAUAGAUCGGGCUUAAUCAUCGUGGGGGACUUUAAGCUAGCAGGCUUUGAUGUGAAAAAGACGAAAUGGUGGUUAACUGGCAAGCGCAAGGGCAAAAGCAAGGGCAAAAGCAAGGGCAAGGACGAAGGCCAACCAGACUUUGGAAGCAAGAUGAAAUAUCUCAAAGGUGGCGAAGCUCAGUCCGUCAAAGCCGAAACCCUACGAAGAGUCUACUGGUGGUUCCAGUCAAGGGGUCGAAAGGUCGAGAUAGCCGUGCCCGAAGAGGGAGGCUACAACGAAGCGUGCGAUGAGGACCAAGAUGCGAAAUCCGAUAGUUAG
Molecule: messenger RNA, 2763 nt
Organism: Trichoderma gamsii
Lineage: Eukaryota; Fungi; Ascomycota; Sordariomycetes; Hypocreales; Hypocreaceae
Exons: 7
Coding region: 1-2763 (920 amino acids)
Source: RefSeq, a predicted model, not a curated record